AUCCCUUGACUUAUUACAUCCGCAAUUAGGACAAUCAUCAUAUAGAAAAUACUAAUAACUAUGAAUGAACUCAAAACAAAAUCUUAAUCAGUAAAAUAUAUUCUUUUCUAAUUCUAAAGAACAAACCAACAAAAAAAUCACAGCUCAAUUGAACUCAUCAUCAUUCCUCAGAACUCCAAUUGUUUCUUCACCACCUUGCUUGUUGCAAAUCCUAGUGUGAAACCCAGUUUUGCUUUUCCUUUUUUUCCCCAUUUUUUGCCUGACAUUAUAUUUAAUAAUUUAAAGGGCCACUUUUUUGGGGGCCAUUGUUUCUUCUCCUUUACUGUUCAAGAACACUUUUUUCUUUUUUUUUUUUUUCCUGGAGGGGGAGGAAGAAGAUUUUCAGUUCACACCAUGGAGUUGCAUUGAUUUCAGUGUAUGUUGCCUGCGGAGGAAAACCAGACUGGAAGAGUAGGAUGGAACUGAAAAAGGAGAAGCUUGUGAGGUUUUACUCUGAUGGUAAGCAACAAAAGGCUUUUUUCUGGGGUGGGAGUUCUGAGUCAUCGCAAGAAGAGAAAUCAUGUUCUCAAUAUAAAUUUUCGCCAUCUUUGUUGAGCAAUAAAAGUGGAUAUAAGCUUCCGCAAAGUCUUAAGUUUGGGAAGUCUAGGGUGUUUGGUGAAGAAAAUGAGCCAUGGCGCACAAGAAUACUUGAUCCAGCCAGUGACAUUGUCCUGACAUGGAACAGAAUAUUCAUUGUCUCUUGCUUAGUGGCACUGUUUGUUGAUCCAUUGUACUUUUACCUGCCCAGUAUGGGAGGAAGCACAGGCUCGUGGUGUAUGAAGACCGAUACGAAGUUGAGGAUUGUUGUAACUUUUUUUCGCACCAUUGCCGAUUUAUUCUAUCUUUUACAUGUUAUUAUUAAGUUCAGGACAGCUUAUGUUGCACCAAGUUCAAGGGUGUUUGGUAGGGGUGAGCUUGUCAUGGAUCCGAAGAAGAUUGCCCGUCGAUAUAUUACAUCUGAUUUCUUCAUUGAUCUCAUUGCCACACUUCCUCUUCCGCAGAUAGUUAUCUGGUUCAUCAUACCCGCAACCAGAAGUGAUCAAGCUACUCACAAGAACAAUGCCCUUGCUCUCAUUGUUCUAAUCCAGUAUAUUCCAAGGCUAUAUCUGAUAUUUCCAUUGAGCUCACAAAUUAUUAAAGCAACUGGGGUAGUCACAAAAACUGCUUGGGCUGGAGCUGCAUAUAAUUUGCUAUUAUACAUGCUGGCUAGCCAUGUACUAGGGGCGGCUUGGUAUGUAUUGUCAGUUGACCGAUACACUUCCUGCUGGAAGUCGGAAUGCAGAAAUGAAAAAACUCCUGUUAAAUGUUUGCUUCACUAUUUGGAUUGUGGUACUUCUGAUUCCACCGAUCGAAGUAAUUGGGCAAAUGGAACACAGGUGUUCAAAAGAUGUUUUCCUGAUGAUAAUUCUGAUCUCCAAUUUGGCAUAUUUGCAAAUGCAGUCAAGAAAAAAGUCGUCUCUUCAACGUUCUUGGAAAAGUAUUUCUAUUGUUUGUGGUGGGGCUUACAGAACCUGAGUUCUUAUGCGCAGAACCUAUCAACGAGUACGUUUAUUGGGGAAACACUAUUUGCCAUACUCAUUGCCAUUUGUGGCCUUGUUUUAUUUGCACAUCUUAUUGGAAACAUGCAGACAUACUUGCAAUCCUUAACUGUGAGGCUUGAAGAAUGGAGACUUAAGCGAAGAGACACUGAAGAGUGGAUGCGACAUCGCCAACUGCCGGAAGAUUUAAGACGGCGAGUUAGACGAUUUGUUCAGUACAAGUGGGUUGCAACUCGAGGAGUUAAUGAAGAAGCUACUCUGCGCGGGUUGCCUGCUGAUCUGCGUCGCGAUAUCCAGCGUCACCUCUGCUUGGACCUAGUUCGGCGUGUACCUUUUUUCUCACAGAUGGAUGAUCAGUUGCUUGACGCUAUAUGUGAACGUUUAGUCUCCUCCUUGAGCACUGAGGGAACAUACAUUGUACGCGAGGGUGAUCCUGUAAGUGAGAUGCUCUUUAUCAUCAGGGGGAGACUCGAGAGUUCCACUACAAACGGAGGACGAACUGGCUUUUUCAAUAGUAUCAUACUGCAACCUGGAGAUUUUUGUGGGGAAGAACUACUUGCUUGGGCUUUGCUUCCAAAGUCAACCACCAACCUGCCUUCUUCGACUCGUACAGUUCGAGCACUGAUUGAAGUUGAAGCCUUUGCCUUGAGAGCUGAAGAUCUCAAAUUUGUGGCUAAUCAGUUUAGACGACUCCAUAGCAAAAAGCUGCAGCACACAUUCCGGUUCUACUCUCACCACUGGAGGACAUGGGCCGCAUGCUUUAUCCAGGCGGCUUGGCGUCGACAUAAGAGAAGGAUGUUAGCUAAAGAUCUUCUUGCCAUGGAAUCCUUUAGUCUCGGCUCCAAAACAGAAGAUGAUACUGAGCCUGAAGAGGAAGACGACAAGUCUGUCUCAAGAUCAAACUCAUCUUCAGCAAGAUCAAACCUUGGAGUCACAAUAUUGGCCUCAAGAUUUGCCGCCAACACGAGGAGAGGAGCUCAGAAGCUAAAAGGUGCAGGCUUGCCCAAGUUGCAGAAACCGGAAGAACCUGACUUUUCAGCUGAUCCCGAGGACUAGAGAUCGUGAUUGCUAGAAAACAGAUAUCCGUCCAAAUGGGUUGCAGAUAAUUGGAUGAUCCCAGUGCAGGAGCAUACUCACUAUUCAUAUCAACCUGGGUGCUCGAGGAUGUUAUUGACAGGCUCCAUUAUGGUUCCGCUCCCAUUUUGUUCCCGGUGCUAACAAAUACAGAGCUCCAAUCCAAUCAUCACCUUGAGGGGAACGGCUGCGCCCUGGGGAACCGAUUAUUUCCUCUUACAUGUACACCUAAUGUUAAUCCUUGCGGGUAGGAAGAAAAAUCUAACUUUUACGCCUUGUUUGUAUCGUAAGCAUAAAAAAAUACCACUACCUGCAGUUGGUGUUGGCUACUUACUUUCCCCGAAAAUGGGGAAUAAUGACUUUUAUUAGAUCUUCAAAAGGUAGAUAGCCAUUGUAAUAUCCGCGGGAUUUGACAUGUUAACUUAAAUGUUACUAUAAUUUAUUGUCAAGUUGGAGUUCUAUAUUUUAUCUUGAUCUAGUAAAAUGGUGGAGC
This is a messenger RNA of Oldenlandia corymbosa var. corymbosa, 3144 nucleotides long. The record is from the annotation of a GenBank genome assembly. Lineage: Eukaryota; Viridiplantae; Streptophyta; Magnoliopsida; Gentianales; Rubiaceae.